Messenger RNA from Owenia fusiformis, 2532 nucleotides. NCBI's taxonomy places the organism in Eukaryota, Metazoa, Annelida, Polychaeta, Sabellida, Oweniidae. The record is from the annotation of a GenBank genome assembly.
UUUGAGUACAUAGUAAAUAUGACGUUGACUUUUAAAACAUCGCCUUAUCAUCAUCACAUUUAGAAAAUAUGAUAAUGAUAUAGCAUUAUUUUCACCAUUGAAGUCUAGCUAAAUGUAAUGUAAAUAGAGCUACUCUUUUCACAUCUUUGGACAGAAGAAGAAAUAUACUUAGGUUUUAAACGUCAUGUGUUAAACGCCAUGUACAUUUACUAUAACCGACUGAAUAAUGGCAAACUUGACUCAAAUUAGGAUCUUUCUCCUUCUGGGUGCAACAUUUCUGUUCUUAUAUCUUCUUGGAUGCUUAUUUGAUGCCGACGUCAAUGUGGUUAAAUCUAUCCAUUCCACAUAUGGACAUUUUGGAUCAACUACAAGAAGAGGAAAGUGUACACCAGCUAGAAAUAUUGUCUUCAUCAAAGUUCCAAAAUGCGGUGGCUCAACGAUUACAAACAUAUUUCAAAGGUAUGGUGAAAAACAUAAUCUAAGUUUCCUACUCCCAAGAGCUGGGAUCCCUAGUAUUGAUGCUUCGGAUAUAAGGGACCACAUCGGUGAUGCUGUCAACUUGAUUGUAAAUCAUGUACACUUUUAUGAAAAGUUUAUGAAGCAGUUAAUGCCGAGAGACACUCUAUAUAUCGGGGUGCUACGCAACCCUAUGGGGUACCUCAAAUCAUAUUAUAAUUAUGCCGAAAAGGGCAUCACCAAAAAAGGGGUAAACGUUUCUUUGGCAGAUUUUGAAGAAAAUCCCUGGAAGUAUCCAGAUCUUAAAGUUCGCCAAAAUCGUCAAUCCUCUUUUUAUGGAGCAUUGGAUAAAGGUGCGACACCUAAGGGAAUAGAAGAAUUUAUUUUACAUGUCGAUUCUAAGUUUAAUUUGAUUCUGAUAACUGAUCAUAUGAAGGAAUCGAUUGUGCUGCUAGGCGAGCUCCUCUGCUGGUCAAUGGAGGAUAUGCUAUAUGUCUCCCAUAAAGUAUCUACUGACGGACAACUAGGGGAAAAAUCAACAACUAGUUUUGAACACACUACAAACAUGGCACUCGCAGAAAGAAACUAUCGAAUCUAUAGUCCAUUGGAUUAUGCAAUGUUUGAAUUCUUUAACAAAACUCUUUGGCGAAAAAUUAGCGCAAUGGGAAAGAGCUUUGAUGACAAAUUUAGAAAAUUUGAUGCAAUGCUAAAUAAUUUACAAAAUAGAUGCAGGUACACAUCAGAAAGUUUAGGACUUUCAGAUGAAUAUAUUCAAUCUGUCAUAAAAGAGGACUCCGAUUCCGAGGACUAUUUGUGUCAUCGCAUGCUCCUACCUUCAACACAGUAUAUAGAGUAUAUUUUAAGACCAAAACAGAAUAUUAUUUAGUCCUAGUCCUACAAUUAUAAAUACUUCAUUUAUAUAGAAAAUAUAACACUUAGAUUCACGUCCUGUCUUGAUUCACUAGAUAGUAUUUGAAACAAUUGCUAUUAGGUGUAAAUGCUGUCCGUCUUUCAAGAAACAUUAACAGAAAUUAAAAAAGGCCUCUGGAUAUUGAAAGCACUUAUCAUCUUUCAAACGGUGUCAUCGUAAAUAUAGACCCGUGCAGCACAUAGUCCGAUAGACUGGUAUUUUAGUCCGGUUGCUAGAAUUGAAUGUCCGGGGUGGACUUUUAAUACUAGAUUAUGGUACGUAUCUUAAUAGUCACUUCAAAAACAUAUACACUAAAACUCUUUAGUUUUCCAGAAAUAAAGAAUUGGGGAUUUAUAGAGAGUAGGCAUGACAGGGAAUGAUAUGACCCUGUAUAUUAAAUAUUUUUAACAAACAUUAGCAUGCAAUAUUGCAGAACCCAAGCUGCCUCAUACAGAGAGAUGAGCAAUAAAAACAACUCAAAAUAAAAUUCAAUAAAAUAGUAACUAAUUACAAUUACACUUAAGGUCAUGUCGGCCUGAGUAACUGAAUGCGUUGCUGAAAAUCCAAAAACGUAAAUCCAGUGCUGCCCUCUUUAAGUUGAAUCUACGUCCAGUGUUUCGAAAAAUACAAGACUCGGUGCUUAAAAGAUGGCGUGUAGUAAUAUGGACGGGUAAGACCAUUCUGGAUCGGGCUUAAGUCCGGGCUUAAGUGAAGACGAACCCCAAAGGCACAGAACAUGCAUGGGAUGAAAUUGUGAGAUACCCAUACUUACGUUUUGGUCUUUACUUAUCUAUGUUUUAUUCUACAGUAGCAUUUUAUUGAACCCAAAGAAUUGAACCUACUGCUCAGUUUGAGAUGUUCAUGUGAAUGAUGUAAUUGGUUUACUCUAUAUACUGUUUGGAAAAAUCAGAGUUCAUAAUAUUACAAAAGAGUUGUUAAACAAAAUCAUUUUAUGCUACUUAGUACUUAGUGAUUUUAAAAUUAGAUUGUAAUUAUUAUGUUUUGUCAUGCAUGUACAUGAAUUUUUUAUUUGUUAUUUGCUUUAUUGGACUUAUAUCUCGAUGUACCUUAGAUGUUCAAGAGACCAAUAAACUUAUUAAUAACUAUUCAACUGUUUGGAAAACACGACUUCGGUGUGAUUGCCUCGAAACUAAAAUAAACUAAAU